AUGCCUGUAAAGGCGAGACCGAGAGAGCCCAAGGCCAAGGACGAGGGUGCAGUGCUUGCUGCUACCCAGCCUUAUUACCCAUCUGCACUCUCUGCAUCGGGCUCCUUCUUCUUGGAGAAGAAUGAGACGUGGUUAUUUACCGCCCAAAUGGCAAAUCCAGCGAUUGCAAGGAGGAGGAAGAGGACGAUGAUGAUGAUCGCGAUGGUGAUGUUGCGUUGA
Molecule: messenger RNA, 219 nt
Organism: Penicillium samsonianum
Lineage: Eukaryota; Fungi; Ascomycota; Eurotiomycetes; Eurotiales; Aspergillaceae
Exons: 1
Coding region: 1-219 (72 amino acids)
Source: RefSeq, a predicted model, not a curated record